This is a messenger RNA of Drosophila grimshawi, 708 nucleotides long. RefSeq names its product probable 39S ribosomal protein L49, mitochondrial (gene mRpL49). Gene Ontology annotation, biological process: translation; translational initiation. The record is from RefSeq and is a predicted model, not a curated record. Bases 56 to 574 code for a protein of 172 amino acids. The transcript is spliced from 2 exons. Gene Ontology annotation, molecular function: structural constituent of ribosome; translation initiation factor activity. NCBI's taxonomy places the organism in Eukaryota, Metazoa, Arthropoda, Insecta, Diptera, Drosophilidae. Gene Ontology annotation, cellular component: mitochondrial large ribosomal subunit; ribosome.
CAAAUAUUUUUUUCUGUUGGUGUGCUCGACUUUGUUAAUAUAUUUGCAAAAUUGAAUGGCAGCCAGCGCAAAAGUGAUGCUUAGACACUUCGUUCGCUCGCUGCACACACAACCGGCUCGUCUGUCUAGUUUUCGGUCGUCGCAGCCAGUGCAGCCGUUGGAAGCGUACCCUGAAGUGGAGGUGGUGCACAAUCCCCCCGAAUGGAAGUAUGUGGAGCGUCUGUUGCCACCGAGCACGGUGCCCGAGCCGGUCGCUAAGCCGACAUAUCCCUCCGGCUGGCAGCCGCAAAGGGCAAACGGCGACAACUCCAGUGGAUAUUUUGUGGCUCGCACAAAAAAUCACAUGGUGCCCGUCUAUCUGCACACACGAUUCCGUGGCCAGCGUCGCCUGACCGUCGUCCGACGCGUCCAGGGCGAUAUUUGGGCGCUGGAACGCGAUCUGCGCUCAAUUGUGGAGCAAGCACGCAAUGGGAAACUUUGCGCGACACGAGUCAACGAACUCAGUGGCCAGAUUUACAUCCAUGGCGACUACGUCGAUCUGCUCCGUGAGCACCUAAAGUCCAAGGGCUUCUAAAUAAAAAAAAAAAAAAAACAAAACAAAAGAAAGAAAAACAAAUAGAAUACUUGCGAUUCAAUAAACACCAAACGUUUAAAUGUUAAGUACUCCAAAACUGCGCAUGUAAAUAUUUUCAUAUGGAUUUGUGUAUU